Molecule: messenger RNA, 3316 nt
Organism: Mya arenaria
Lineage: Eukaryota; Metazoa; Mollusca; Bivalvia; Myida; Myidae
Product: 5'(3')-deoxyribonucleotidase, mitochondrial-like
Exons: 6
Coding region: 906-1544 (212 amino acids)
Biological process (GO): pyrimidine deoxyribonucleotide catabolic process
Molecular function (GO): 5'-nucleotidase activity
Source: RefSeq, a predicted model, not a curated record
CGGACCUAAAAACCAUGGAUUGGCAACUGCCCGAUAUCGGUGAAACGAUAAGAAACAAUAAUUUACCCACAAUCCUUAGAGCGCGCUCGGCAAAUAUCGGAAAAUUCCGCCGAAUCUCCGAUCAGUGAAUAACGGCGUUCUUCGGUUAUUUCCGUCAGCUCUGCUAAUAAUUAUUAUUAACACCGAAAACAUGUCGCAUUUAAUAUGUUUGUAGAGUGUGGUUAUUGCAUUUUCUCUAAUUAUCGAAGUAUUAAUCAGGGCCUAAUAUGUUCCUGAUUAAAUUUAUAUUUAGUUUUAAUUCAAGUUUUCCUACAUGCAUAUAUUCUGCCGAUGUGGGACGUCUCGAAAACGACCACACGAUAAGAUCUCGGAAUGAAAUCGCACUGCACUUGUGAGUUUGAGCUAAUCGCAUUAACACAGAGGAGAGUUGCCAAUCCAUGGUUUAUAGGUCUGUGAAUGAAUGAAGAAAUUUCAUAGUCUAGAAUGAUAGGUGUUCCAAACUGGACUUUUCUGGGGCCAAAAAAAAACCAUUAUAGCUGCAGACACACCAAGGGGAUAAAGACAAACUGAAAAUUUUGUUGUCUAAUGCAAUGGUUCUUCCAGACUUAAUUUUCCCAGGUUGCAGUUUCACUGGGCUCCAGUAGGGAAUAACAUUGAAAGGAACUCCAAAUAGCAAUAGAUGCGAAAGAAAAAGUUCAAGACUUACCGGUACUUGACUUGGUACUGUAUUGAUAUCAUAUCAGCCUGAAAAAGAAGACAGCAAUAUUUACUUGGUUGAUAGUGAAGGUACUUGACUUGGUACUGUAUUGAUAUCAUAUCAGCCUGAAAAAGAAGACAGCAAUAUUUACUUGGUUGAUAGUGAAGGGAAUAAAAACUGCCUUAAAAAGUAAUCAUUAAUAAUAACAAUGGCACACAGAGGUGCUCAUUUCCAAAGAGACUACUCAAAGCGACAAGUAAAUCUUCGAGCACUGAUAGAUAUGGAUGGUGUAUUGUGUGAUUUUGAAGCUUAUUUCUUGGAGAAGUUUAAAGAAAAAUAUCCUGAUGAACCUUUUAUAGCAGUUGAGGACAGAGAUGGGUUUUAUAUCAGAGAUCAGUACGAGAAACUUAAGCCUGGCUUGAAUGAUAAAUGUUCAUCAAUCUGGAAUGCAAAAGCAUUUUUCCUGAACAUUCCGGUAAUUCCAGGAGCAGUUGAAGCGGCAAAAGAAAUGCAGGAGAUAGAAGGUGUUGAUGUUUUCAUUUGCACAAGCCCAGUGAAAGCCUACAAACACUGCUUAAAAGAAAAGUACCAGUGGGUGGAGAAGCACAUGGGAAAACAGUGGUUGGACAGAAUAUUGCUGGUCAAGGAUAAAACGAUGGUCAAUGGUCAUUUGCUCAUCGAUGACAGACCUGGUAUAUCAGGUCUGAACCCUUAUCCGAGCUGGGACCACAUUCUGUUCACACAAAGUCACAACAGUAGAAUGAAGAAUGGUCAACGCCGGCUAGAAAAUUGGACAGACGGGUCUUGGAAAGAUCUUAUAGACGAGUACAAGAAAAGAGUUGCAUAGUAGUGGUGGUGAAUUUGGGGGAAACUAAGUGUUCUCUUAUGCUUGUGUCUGAGUUUUACUCAGAGACUUCAAUUUUUUUAAAUGUUUUCAAAUUAUUUAUAAUAUGACUUAAUUUGACAAAAGAUUUGUGCCUGAUUAUAGAACAGAUUAUUUGAUAACGAUACAGCAAUUUUUACCAUCUUUUCUCCUGUGUGACAUUUGAACAUGAAAAAGUAAGAUUUUGGUUAACUGAGUCUUAAACUUCCAAACUUUCACAAAGUUAGUGAAUGUGGACCCUGGCCCUAAUUUCUUGAAAAAUCUUAAGUAAAACAAGCAUUAGGCAAUUUUGAAUUGAUUGCUAGAUUUACAUCCCCGCCUGUCCCAGUUUUUUCCACGGCCUCUUGAAUUUAAAUGACUCAAAUAAAAAUGUUGAACUAGAGUCUGUAUUUACAUAUCGGUCCGGUACUGUCAGGGAAUGGCCUUUAUUCAUACAAGCCGGUUUUGGUGUAAACAUUCACAUGUAAAAAAAGGAUAAUUGUUACGGUGAUGUAUAUGGUCCCUUAUGCAAUUAGAAAGAACAUGAACACAUAUUUAAUGGUGAAACAGUCAUCUAAAAAAAAAAAAAGUGUUACCCCCUGCCCCCAUUUAACAAAAAAAUGGAUGAAAAUCUAGCCAUUAGUUUAUAUUGGCCUUAAGUAUAUUUUUUAUCAUUUAUCCAAAGUUCCAAUUUUAUCUUGGUUUUACAAAAUAAAAGUAUAUGUUAUACAUGUAGGUAUUAUUUAUAAAAGUCUCAAAACUCUUCAAAAUGUGAAAUUAUAUCAAAACAAAGAUAGCGUGCUUAGCUUGAUCGUGUUAUUAGGGAUUUAAGGUUGUUUGAGGAAUUUGGGCCUGAGUAGAAACUAAUGCUGCUGAGCGGCAUUUACAAAUUGCUUACUUUAAUAUCAUAAAUGACAUCACCAGCAUGAAAUGACGUCAUAAUGAUAUUAUAUUUUUAAUAUCGCAUUCGUGGGUAUCCAAUACGAAAUGAUUUCUUUAUUGGAUGACUACUAGUGUGAUAUUCUUUAUGUCUGUGAUAUCCAAUGUGAUAAAGACUACAUUCCCAGAAAUAAGAAAUUCUACCGCUUUUGAACCCAUUUUGAACCCAAUCUACCGCUUUUGAGACAUAAAUCUACCUCUCUGUCAUUGCCAAGGUUUGCAUGUCUGAAAAUGCAUUUUUAAUGUUACUUUGAAAAUAGUUAAUAACUUUGUUGUCAUAUCUUCUUUAUAAAGAAGAAUCCUAAAUUGAAUAAUAUUAUUACAAUAAACAUAAUAAUGUUUUGCUUCUUAAAAAAUGUGUUACUACAAAUUAGUUGGCAAAUUCAUUGAGUACCAUAUGAUAUACUAUAUCAACGUUUUGCCUAACGGGUGUGUCACAAUCAGAUGUACAAACUAUGUUCCACAUGGAGCUAUUUUCCAGAUUCUUUUGAUUUGUGAGAUAGACAAAUUUUUGGAAGCCCCAAUAAUGAUAUUAUAUGAAAAUAAUAUUUUUUUUUUUUAAAUGCUUACAGGGUUUCAUUAAUUUUGCAUUUCAAACAUUGCACAUUAGAGAGAAAAAAUCAAAUUACUUACAAUUCUAUUACCCUAUUUUGGUAAUAUUUUAUCAUAUAUUUUAGUGUCAAAUGGUUCUUAUCAUAACAUCAGUAUGUAAAGCUGCGAGACGGAAAGCAGAAUUACAUUGCCGUCAUUUUUUGUUCUUUGAAAAAAUCAUAAUUGCUCACAAUUUGUCUCCAUUUGAAUAAAACUGUCAUCUUUCA